This is a messenger RNA of Zasmidium cellare ATCC 36951, 375 nucleotides long. RefSeq lists its product as uncharacterized. The transcript has 2 exons. Lineage: Eukaryota; Fungi; Ascomycota; Dothideomycetes; Mycosphaerellales; Mycosphaerellaceae. The record is from RefSeq and is a predicted model, not a curated record. The coding region runs from base 1 to 375 and encodes 124 amino acids.
AUGGUCUCGACGCGCCUCCUAAGCCAACUCAUCUUCGCCGGAGCUGCCUUCGCUGGCAGCCUCCUGGUCCGUCAAGAUCAAUGCACAUCCGACGAUGCCUGCAAAGAGCCCUGCUCGGCACCCAGCAUCGAAGCCCAAGGCGUGAACGUCACUCCAAAUGAAGCCGUGCAAGCAGAGGCCAGGAGACGAUUCCAAGAUUCGCAUUGCGUUGAGGGCAAGUGCUCUUGUGCGAUCACCUCAGACGACCAAGCUCAGGACUUCUGCAAGUACUGGAUCGAGAACGCUAGGGAAGAGUUCGGCGAUGCUACGUAUGUGAAUGGAGGUGUGGAUGCGGAUAAGGGCAGCAUUUACUGCGUGUACACGAAGCCUGCGUAA